UGGAACAAUGCUAAAAUAAAAUCGCGCUUCUAAACAAUAUAUGGAAAUCAGCUCACCUCAAUGUGUAUGUAAUAAAUGAAAAGAAAGUUAUAUUAAUUAUCGUGAGUUAGUGAUUGAAACUGCAACCAAAUAAAGUGUCAUAAGGUUUCGAAUAACGAACAAGUUCAAGUUGUGAUAGCAUCGGCGUCGUGUCAAAUCAACCGUCAACUACGGUCGUUAUUAUAUUUUUUACUUAUACAUUUCGUGGCGGCAUGUUAUGUUGGAGGUAAAAUACAGUCAUGACGCCGUUGGAAGCAAUGUUUACUUCGAUCACGUGAAGUUGGCGCGGAAAUGCAGCUAAACAAUUUUUCGUUUUAAGUUUGCAUUCAACAUGGAUACGCUUUCUGAUAUGAUGGAGCCCGCCACCCCAGUGCUAUCUUGCGAUGGUGUCAACUAUUGUAGAACUGAAGACAGUGGAUACCAUACAUUUACUCCCGGCUCCAUCGACUGUUCAGAAUUGUCGUCUGAGAAUAUAGAUCCUGUUAUUGUUCAAGCAUCUAUAUGUGAAGGUAAAGGGAAUCGUCAUAGAAUUUAUAACAAUACUCCUGAACCAUGCUACGAUCUGACUAAUUUCUCAGAUAAUGGUGAAAAUUACCCAGAAAGGUUGAAGAGAAGAGGUGUGAAACGCCCAUAUCCGAGUGAUACAGAACCCAAUGACAGCUUUGGAUCUGUUCCAACUCCUACAAGUAUAAUAGCUGGUCAAAUACAGAAGUUAAAAGUAAAUGAAUCUGGAAACUACAGUGGCAACUAUACAAUAUCACCAAUAAGCUCUGAUUACAAAGAUGCCAGUAGUAUCUAUAACUUCAAUGCAUAUUCAUUGUCAUUCCCGUCUACACCCAUAAAGAAAAUAUGCAAAAGCAGCUGCAAAUUAAACAGGAUAAGAUCUAACCACAAAUCGAGUCCAUUGAGGCCAUUAAAUAGUAAUAAUCAGCAACCUAAAAAGUUUGCUAGACAACUUGAUUUUGAAACACACUCAUUGGCCUGUGAGCCGCAGAGUCUGAUAGUAGUCACUAUCCCACCGCCAAGUCCUGCUGUUCCAGUACUCUAUAAACCCAAUCAGAAGAUUGAUAUCAUCAAGCUCUUAAGUGAGCGAGUCUGCUCAAUACCAGUUAUUGAUACUAUAUUGAGUUUUAUGUCACCAGUAGACAUUUUCAACUUUUCUUUAGUCAGCCCUACAUGGUCUCGGGUUUGCGCGGAUUCAUUAGCAGGCAGAGAAAAGUUGAAGACUUAUAUGAGAUUGUCUAAGGAAAAUCAAGAGAACAUAAGAAGUAGCCCUAAGAUCAACAUUAUUGACAUCAGAAGGAAACUUAGGGACAUACACAAUAUUGAACAUGUUCAAACUACACCAAGCUCUCCAAGAAGCCCUCCAACUUCUCCUCGGUCUAUGAGAUUCAAAACAUUUGCUCGGUCAGCAUCUUUGGAUGUGUGCAUUCAACUGGCCUGUGUGCGGUGUCAACAGCCAGCUAAAGUGACAAAAGAUCCUUCUGGUGAGAUUUGGGCAGCAUGCACAAGAGCUACUUGCGCAUACCAGUUCUGCAAGCUUUGCUCCUGCGAUCGCCAUCCAGGUAAGAGCUGUAUUCGUUUUGACCUUGAAGGACCCAGCCCGUCUAAAAGGAAAAAGAAAACUUGUGCUGCUGGAUCUAGACAAAGUAAGACCAACCUGCGCCGACUUCUCAUCAAAUGAGACUAGGUGGUUAAACUAAUUUGAUUAUGUGUGUUACUUAUAGUUGCUAGUGUCGACGAAAAUGUAAGCUGGAUGCGUAGGGGGCCAAUUCGUUUUAGUAUGUAUUGAGAUUAUUUUUUCAAAAAUUCCCAGUGUUAGGUGUUGUGCCAUUUUUAUACAACUUUUUAUUCGAAUUAUUCUCGUUUUUAAUGUUUGGCUAUAGUAGCUAAUUAAGAAAAUUAGCUGUAAAUUUGUGUGCGUAAUGUAGAGUAUACACUUUUGAGCAUUCUUUUUAUGAGCCCUACAUUCCAAAAUGACAUUAUAAUGUUAAAUUUCAAGUAUAAGUAAAAACUCUGGAAGUUAAACGAUAGACUGAAAUAUUAAUGCCAUGUUAAAGUAAUUUACAAUUUAUAA
This is a messenger RNA of Cydia fagiglandana, 2116 nucleotides long. RefSeq lists its product as uncharacterized. The coding region runs from base 371 to 1723 and encodes 450 amino acids. Gene Ontology annotation, molecular function: protein binding. The transcript has 2 exons. Lineage: Eukaryota; Metazoa; Arthropoda; Insecta; Lepidoptera; Tortricidae. Gene Ontology annotation, biological process: regulation of mitotic nuclear division; negative regulation of meiotic nuclear division. The record is from RefSeq and is a predicted model, not a curated record. Gene Ontology annotation, cellular component: nucleus.